Penicillium malachiteum is the source of this 2085-nucleotide messenger RNA. RefSeq lists its product as uncharacterized. The record is from RefSeq and is a predicted model, not a curated record. The coding region runs from base 1 to 2085 and encodes 694 amino acids. The transcript is spliced from 2 exons. Lineage: Eukaryota; Fungi; Ascomycota; Eurotiomycetes; Eurotiales; Aspergillaceae.
AUGAAGUACCAUACCCUAACUCUCCUGGCCUUGAACCAGAAUACAGGCAUUGCCUGUAACUGGACAAGUGCUGCAAAAGAUUGCAAUCUCCUGCGCCAUAAGAAGGAUACAAGGCCAGUUCUAUCUGAGAAUCCAUCAAACGGAUUAACAGAAUCAAAGACUGCCGACUCCCUGUCGCGCCGACCGACAGAAAAGUUGAUUUCCAAAGCUCAUUUGCGUCACCGACCGCGACCGACCGGUAAACAUCCACCCAUUACCUCUUUCACAGCAAACCCGGGCUUUGCGCAGUUUCUUCGCGAGUAUUCCUCUCCGAAACAUCACAGAGUGACGGCUGGCGGCAGGAUUGUUCCCAUGCAGCCUGUAAACCGAACCAUGUCUGCUGAAGGCCUGGAAAACACCGACAGCCAGGGAGGCCCCCAAAACAUCAAUAUGCAGCAGGCUCUCCAAGGCUACAUGAAUGUUCCAUCCAGUCAACAAGGCUGGCACCCGUUAGUCCCUCUUGCCCAUCAAAUCCAGAAUCUGCAAUAUCAGGGAAGCAACCUCAACCCGCCUAAUCCGCAUCCUUCAUUCAACCUGUAUUACUCUGUUGAAAGUGCAGCCCACGAUUCUGAGACUGUACUUCAGAGCAAUGACAAUUUGUUCACCAUGAAUUCUGCCAACCAAGCUGGACUGGUAUUUUGGAACACCCCCCAAACAGGCCCAAUAGCCACACCAGACACCAUGGCACAUCUCACUGCAAGAAUUAUGGAUGAGAUUGAAAGCUCAAUGGUCAAUAUUGAGCAAAUGCGUUCCCUUCAUUUGAAUCUGGUUCAACGCCGUCUGAAUGUUCAGGAAGCCCUGGACCAAGCGAACAUAGCUAUUGCCUGGACUCAGGUCACCCAACCAAUCCAGCGAGAUCUUCGUAUCACAUACAUCAAUAUGAGGAAUAUUUUUGAUGAAGCCAUUGGCAUUCUUGAAAGCCGCAUUCAGCUCAUCUAUGCCAGUACCAUGCCAGCUCAUUAUGGCGUUGGUCAACCCACUGGUGCUGACAUGAAUCCUCAUGCAGGGGGCAUUUUCGUGAAUCCAGCUGCAAAUGAGCAGACUCAAAUGAACUGGGAAUAUUCGAGCAGCAGUGGUGUCUCUGUGGCACAUAUUGAACGUGCAGCUGCGGAGCCCCAGGCUAAUACUACCAACGAGGUGCAGUACAAUGAUGAUGAUACGGCUUUCAUGGGUUCUUUACACCGACAAUGGGGCCACAGCAGUGGUAUCUCCGUGACGCAUAUUGAAUCUGCAGAUGUGGAGCCCCAGGCUAAUACUGCCAGCGAGAUGCAAUUCAUUAGCCUGCAUGAUGAUCAUUUGGCUAUCAUGGGUCAUUUACGCCAACAAUGGAGACCCAGCAGUGAUGUCUCUGUGACGCAUAUUGAAUAUGCAGAUACGGAGCCCCAGGCUAAUCCUGCCAAUGAGGUGCAGUUCGAUAGCCAGUAUGAUGAUUAUGAUACGGCUUCCAUGGGCUCUUUACGCCAACAAUGGAGACACAGCAGUGGUAUCUCUGUGACACAUAUUGAACAUGCAACUGUGGAGCCCCAGGCUGAUACUGCCAACGAGGUCCAGUUCGAUAGCCAGUACGAUGAUAAUACGGCUUUCAUGGGUUCUUCACGCCUAGACUGGAGCCCCAAACGAAACCUUCAAGUUGAUGAGCGUGAUUCGGAUAGCGAUAAUGAUCCUGAGCUGCAUAACUGCCAUGUUAACCAGCUCGAUGGUACUUGUUCCGAAGAUGAUGUGAGGCAUGCUUCUGAUGACGAACUCAGUCCUCGUCGAUCCUCCGGGUUUCAAAUCAACGAGGCGCAGAAUGAAGGACCGUCGCAAUUCUCUUGGUCGUCGUGGCCUGGUAAUUUCUUGGAGACACAUAAUGAUGCUCUGUUGGGUGUUGGUUCUGAUAUUGAACCCCAAUUGGAAGAAACUCAGCAAAAUUGGGGAAAGAACCCUAGCCCAGGGAGUUUAUUGGAGGGACCACUUGACUCGGACCAGCAUGAGGAUCACGAUGGUAACGAGACUGAAAGUGAGAGUGGUGGUGUCGACCCAAAACAGAACCCCCCACCCGCUUAG